UUAUACAACACGGUUUAUUUGGAUCACUUUGAUGUAAAAUUCUCUUUAAAUUAAUACACCAGCACUGAUUGGUGAAGAGGGACAGAGAAGCGGAAAAAGCUAAAAUGCAGUGGAGCCAUUGGAACUGCACCUGGGCGCUGCUGGUUGUUUCGGCCCUGCUCCUGGCGGUGGCCAGCUCGGAGGAAUGCGACUUGGAGGAGUUCAGCAAGUGCACCGAACCACUUGAUAUGCAGCAUUUAACGUCUGAGCUUUCGGUUGGCUCUGCCAAAAAGGAGGACCUGAUGAAACAUUGUCAAAAACUGCGGAAGGGGGUGCGCUGCAUCCAGAGCUUUACCAGGCGGUGCAUGGACCUGCAGCAGCGGAAACAGUUAAAUAAGCUCUACCACGGCACCACCCAGUUCAUCCGAGACCUGUGCAAUAAGGGCGAGUUCCAGGACGACUUCCUCAGGCACAUACCCUGCCUCGAGAUGGUCAGGAGUGAGUUUGAGGUCUGCGCCAAUCGCUACAAGGAGACCAUGGUCUUACUGAAGGAGAACGGCACUCUCAACGAGAAUAUCAAAACCAUUUGUUGCUCCAUUAAUGAGCUCGUGGAUUGCUCUGGAAACGCGGCCCGUAGAAUCUGCGCUAAUGAGGCGGCCAAAUUCACCCAUGAACUGGUCGACAAAUACGCCAACAGCCUGACCAAGAUCUACUGCGAGGACUUCACCCACAACCCGGGCAUCUGCCAGGACGGCGAGGAAAACGACUCAAAUCCCUCGAUGCAACAGCAGCAGCAACAGAACAGCAACACAAGCAGCAACAGUAACGAGAACUCAUCUAUGGGACUAGACUCCAAGUUGGUCCGGACUCUGGUGAUCUGGAGGUAAAAAUAAUACACCUGUUCAUAAAGCUCCCCCAUUGGCGCCGCUGGCAAGCUUUGCGUCCGGAUUUGGAACUCUGAGAUGUGUCUACAUGUAAAAUGCUACGUCAUGUAACAGUUGGGCGACAAUAGCUGACAGUAAAAAAUUAGAAUAAAAAUAAAACCAAGAACCAUUUUUU
Molecule: messenger RNA, 1038 nt
Organism: Drosophila ananassae
Lineage: Eukaryota; Metazoa; Arthropoda; Insecta; Diptera; Drosophilidae
Exons: 6
Coding region: 105-866 (253 amino acids)
Source: RefSeq, a predicted model, not a curated record